This is a messenger RNA of Orbilia oligospora ATCC 24927, 1245 nucleotides long. RefSeq lists its product as uncharacterized. The record is from RefSeq and is a predicted model, not a curated record. Lineage: Eukaryota; Fungi; Ascomycota; Orbiliomycetes; Orbiliales; Orbiliaceae. Gene Ontology annotation, biological process: protein phosphorylation; positive regulation of Ras protein signal transduction. Bases 1 to 1245 code for a protein of 414 amino acids. The transcript has a single exon. Gene Ontology annotation, molecular function: protein serine/threonine kinase activity.
AUGUCGCUGAACUUCACUGCCUCUUACCGUAUCAAGAAGAGCCAGCCAGGCGCUGUAUCACAGCGCAAGAAUCCUCUGAACCAGCUUCGUCGCAAGUCUGCAACGUCAAGUCCUCGAAAGUCCUCGAGUGCCCCGUCAACCCCACCAGUGCAUUCCACAUUCAGCGGCAAUAAUAAUGACUAUGAUGAUGAUUCCCUUGCCCUAUACUCCCCUAGCUGGCCGACUAGCUCUCGGCCAGACCCACUGCCAACUACAGUACUCGAGGGCAUGAAGUAUAUUAUGUCCAACCAGUUCACGCCUUUGCCACCGACUCUUACAGGUCUGGGUAUAUCGCGAGAUCUACUCGCUGAGGUCUUAAACUAUCGGAAGUCAUUUCCACCUGUCGUGCCUUUGCCACAUCUGCACUCGGUCCUCUUGUCACCAACGGAGACCGAGCGAGAAAUUACCUCCUUGGUGGCAGAUGGAACAUUACGCCGGGUUACGAUCAAAACAGGGAAUAUGACUUCUCUCGACGGUGUUAUUACGACAGAUGAUUUUCUCAAAUCUAUUGCUUCGAGUUCAGCGCUAGACGCCGAAUUGAAAGGGGCAUUUUUAUCGUUAUUCGUGAAUAAUCCCUCGUUAACAACUAUCACGUCUGACCCAACCGCUGAGAAUACCCUCCCAAAAGAAACUAUCAUGGCAUUACUAUCUGCUGGGUUUCUGACGAUAAACUCCGAUGAUGCAUAUACAUUACCUGCAGUUGAUAUCACUACUCUCACACCCACCUCUGCGAUGACAUAUAUAACUCCAAUACCAGAAAAAGACCAUUCCCAUAUUUCUACAUUAUCAUCGUUAUCAUCCAUAUCCUCUAGUAACAGAGAUGCCUCCAAAUCUUCUUCCUCUAGACCCUCGAAGCCAAGGGAUACCCAUAUAGAAUAUAUUAUAACCCCGCCAUCUCUUGGCCUCCUCACUAACCUCUAUUCCCUAACGAAAUCUCACCUUCUAGAUAUACUUCGUCAUUGCCCCCACCGCCAAGCAACGAUUGAGUUUGUAAGGGAGAAGUGGGAUGGAGGGGUUUCGAAGAACAAGGGCAGUGUUAGGAAGAAGAAGGACGGGGAAGUUAAGUUUGAAGGGAGGACGAGGAAGUGGAGGGAACACAAGGGGGUGACUAUUGAGUGGGUACUGGGUGGAUUAUUGGGCAGUGGAGUUGUUGAAGGGUUCGGAAAGGGGUGGGGAAGGGGCGUGAAGGUUGUUAGAGGGAAUUAG